UGCGUGGCAGCUCUUGGUCUGGUGUGAAUGUGUAACGAGUUAAAGUGAGGAUGGAAUUAGAGCGGAAAUAGAGGCAAAAGAGUACCAUCUCCUGUUCACUUCUAUCUGCUGUUUAAAGCACACUGACGCUCUGUACCUGCGGUGAGGACGACUUCUAUAUUACCUAGAGUGUUGUCUGGAAGCUCAAUAAAAAGAGAGGGAGUGGAAAGUAUAAGAAUGUCCUGCUGGCUGGGAAUAUUCUCACUUAUCAAGCUGCUUGAAUGAUCAGGACUCCACGAUGCCUUCCAGCAGACGAAUGAAUCUCCUUUUUAUGCUCCUGUUUGGUCAAGUUUGGUCUAUUUUAGCUGUGCAGGAGAUUCAGACAGAUCAUGAAACCAUUAUGAAGAUCAAUGCUGCUGGAGAAAUGAUGCAGUGCUCAGCAGCCAUGGAUAUUCUCUUUGUGAUGGAUGGCUCAUACAGCGUUGGGAAGGGAGGAUUUGAACGAUCACGGCACUACAUGCUAAAGCUGUGCGAGGCUCUUGACACAGAUAAGGUGAGAGUUGGUGUGGUUCAGUGUGGCUCCACACCCAGACUGGAGAUCAGUCUAGACUCCUACAACAACAAGGAAGACCUGAAGAAGCGGAUGAAGAAAAUCCACUAUAGAGGUGGCAGCACACAGACAGGUCUGGCUCUCAAGUUCGUUGUGAGGAAGGGAUUUUCCGGCAUACGUAAUUCCACAGUGCCACGCGUCGCCAUCCUUUUAUCCGACGGAAAGUCCCAGGGUGCCGUGCAGCUGGCAGCCUCAGAGCUUAAGCAGUCUGGGGUGGUUCUGUUUGCGGUGGGCAUACGUUACCCCAGGUGGGAAGAGCUUCGUGACGUGGCCAGUAGUCCAUCUGAUGCUCACGUGUUUUUUGCGGAGCACUUUAGCGACGCUGUGAACGGAUUGCUCACCGCCCUCACCGCCUCAUCAUUCUGCACCGCCGUUCCUGCAGGGUGUAAGGUGGAGUCAUAUCCAUGUGUGCAGAAAACCCUGGAAACGGUCAGAGAGCUUCAGGGUAACUUCAUGUGCUGGAAAGGGUCCAAAGGAUACUCGCCAUAUACCUCCCUCUGCCCUCAUUACAGGUAUAAUAGAGUUUACAAGCAGCACCCUGUGGUCUGUCACAGAACAAUAUGUCCAGACCCCUGCGACUCACAGCCAUGUCAGAACGGAGGGAAGUGUAUUUCCGAGGGCCUCGAGAAAUACCGCUGUGAAUGCCCCGCGGGCUACGGCAGUGACCCCAACUGUGCUCCCGUUCUGAGCUUCGACUGCUCCGUGGACGUUCUCUUCCUGGUGGAGGGCUCCACGGCUCUCACACUUGAGGGCUUCUUGCGGUUCAAGUCCUUCCUCAAACGUUUCAUGCAGGCCGUGCUGAGUUCCGACACCCCAGUGAAGAUGGGUUUGGCCCAGUAUGGCAGUGACAUGAAGAUGGAGGUUAAAAUCGGAGAGCACAGAGACCCAGCGAAGCUGAUCCAGGCCGUCGAGGGUAUGCAGCACCGAGGUGGACAAGCCAAGACCGGAAAUGCUCUACGAUACAUCACACGCCACGGUUUUCAAAGCUCGCCCAUCUUCGCCGACGUCCAGGACGACCUGCCGCGAGUGGUGGUGCUGCUCGCGGGAACGCCGUCGGUGGACGCCGUGGUGGAGCCGGCGAAGUACGCCCGAGACAGAGAGAUCUUCAUCAUCGGUGUGGCGCCAGAAGGGAUGCGGACUGAGAUAAACAACAUCACCGGGAACCCUCAGCGCACCAUCACGUAUCAGUCACCGGAUAGAUUGAGCACUAAGAUCCCAGAACUCAGAGCCAAAAUUUGCAGCGUGGACAACCAGGGUUGUUUGGGUCAAGCGUUGGAUCUUGUCUUAGUACUGGACGCCUCCAGCGAUGUGGGGAAAGACAAUUUCGUCCACCUUCAAGACUUCGUACGAAGCACCUCUGUGCAGUUUGACGUCAAUCGGGACUUGGCUCAAGUUGGGCUGGUGGUCUACGGAAGGAGACCUGUUACGGUUUUUGACCUGGACAAAUAUGAUUCGGGCUCCGCUGUGCUGAAGGCAGUGGGAGACGCGUCGUAUCUGGCUGGGAAGGCUUCGACUGGCUCCGCCCUGCUUCAUGUGCACUCCCACAGCCUGACGGUGGGGAAGGGGGCACGGCCGGGGGUCAACAAGGCCGUGGUGGUGUUGACCGACGGGACGGGGGCGGAGGAUGCUGCAGUUCCCGCCCAGAAGAUCCGUGAUGGGGGCGUGUCUGUGUUUGUGAUUGGCAUCGGGGACAUACAGCAGGAGGUUCUCCUCCGCAUCGCUGGCUCUGAAGAGCACAUGAUCUCUGUGCCUUCCUACGAUGACUUAAAAUAUUCAGAGGAUGUGCUGGUGCAGAUGGUGUGCGCAGAUGUAAAGAAACCGGUUAAUCUGUGCAGUCCAAACCUCUGUAUGAAUGACGGUGUCUGUGUACGGUCCAACGGCAGCUAUCGCUGUGAAUGACAGGGAUGGAAAGGCCCCCACUGUGAAACACGAAUCAGAGAGCAGCCGUCCAGAGGAGAUCUCCCCAAACCUGCAGCUCUGAGGCGCCGUCUGCACAAGAGUGAGAAAGAGCUACUGCAACGCUAUCGAGCGCAUCGCAGGAGACACAUAUCCAGAACACAGAACACAUAAACAGAUCAACGUACAAGUACAUGUCCAACAUCAUGUAUAUAACCAGACGGAGCCACAGUUCAGUAAUACAAGAUCUUCUCCAUGAAAAUAGCAAAAGCGUGACAAACAGGACAACAUCACUGCAGCUAAGGAAGAUCCAACACGAACAGUGUUCGUUCUCUAAACCGCCAGUUACUUCACUUGACAUUCCCUUGCACUUUUCUUAAGCACAUACUGAUCUGUGGUGAACUCUCUAGACAACACUCCAAACAAAAAGUGUAUCUGUUAUUGCAUAAAUUGUAUGAAUUUUGGUGCCUUAAAUGGAAUAUUUUUUUAUACAUGCAAGCAAACAACGUUAAGGGUGUGGUAACCGUUUGUAUUAAAACAGAAUAUCAGAGGAUUGUGUUUGAUGGAGUAUUGGAGAUCCUUAAUGAACAUGUUUUCUAUCUGUUUUGUUUGGAAAGCUUUGUGUUACAAUAAGCUACAG
Triplophysa rosa is the source of this 3125-nucleotide messenger RNA. It is a transcript of the gene vwa2, whose product is annotated as von Willebrand factor A domain containing 2. Gene Ontology annotation, biological process: calcium-independent cell-matrix adhesion. Gene Ontology annotation, cellular component: basement membrane. The coding region runs from base 278 to 2488 and encodes 736 amino acids. NCBI's taxonomy places the organism in Eukaryota, Metazoa, Chordata, Actinopteri, Cypriniformes, Nemacheilidae. The record is from RefSeq and is a predicted model, not a curated record. The transcript is spliced from 15 exons.